AUGUUCUCCAGAACCGAAAACCUGGCUCCCCCACAAACUGCCCAACCCGACUCUCAUGACGAUGCCACGGCAACCAGCGCCAAGUUCCAACAAGUCCCAGCAGCCGCUCGAUAUUCCAACCAACCAUUGACACCUUCAACGUGGGGUCGGGCUCUCCAGGGAAUUGGUGGAGGCAGUCUCGAGACCCUUUCCGAGAUCAUUCUCAGAGACAUCACCACACCAGCAGAGCGUCCUGUUGCCCUAAGCAUUCUUAGCUUUAUCUGGGCAGGCGGUUUCGCAUUUGGUCCUCUGAUCGGAGCAUCGUUCGCACAGCAAGCGACAUGGCGUUGGAUUGCCUGGAUCAACCUGCCUCUCCCUGGCAAUUCCCACCUUUCUGGUCCCAACAUCCGGCUUGCUUAA
This is a messenger RNA of Paracoccidioides lutzii Pb01, 399 nucleotides long. RefSeq lists its product as hypothetical. The record is from RefSeq and is a predicted model, not a curated record. Gene Ontology annotation, biological process: transmembrane transport. The transcript has 2 exons. The coding region runs from base 1 to 399 and encodes 132 amino acids. Gene Ontology annotation, molecular function: transmembrane transporter activity.